This is a messenger RNA of Cordyceps fumosorosea ARSEF 2679, 3201 nucleotides long. RefSeq names its product RabGAP/TBC. The transcript has 3 exons. Lineage: Eukaryota; Fungi; Ascomycota; Sordariomycetes; Hypocreales; Cordycipitaceae. Bases 1 to 3201 code for a protein of 1066 amino acids. The record is from RefSeq and is a predicted model, not a curated record.
AUGGCCGUUGCCGUUGCUGUCACCAAGGAGCCCGCCUCCGAUCACAACAAUACCCAUGUUGAACGAAACAACCUUCGGAAAUCGAUCGAUUCUGCCGAUUCUGUCCAGAUACCUUCUCUGGCUGCCAUGACGGAGGAAGAUGCAGACGCCCAGACGCCCAAGAUGACACACGACUCCAUGGUGACCGUCCGCUUAUCUGAGCCGCCAUCAUUGACCCUCGACACAUCUUCUGCCUCUGAUUCGUCGCCGGCAUCGAGCCCAGUUGUCAGCCCCAAGUCUUCCGAGCCCGAAAUGAGAAAGGGUUCCAACAAGCACAUCAGCACCGAGACGUCCGACGUCGACAAUGGAGACAACCCCCGAGAAAGCGUUGUCGUUGUCCGGCAUUCGACGGCGGCACUACCGCGAGCCGACGCAGCGCGCAGCUUGCAAGACGAAUUGGGCCAAUGCGACGAAAACACAAGUGAUACAUCGGAGGAUCGAGAAGAGGUUAACUGGGAAGAACUAGAAAAGACUGAAGAUCAGCAAACAAAAGACGAUGAAACAGACAAUUCGACGGCACUACUUCUCGCCAGACUUGAACAGGAAAACGCAAAGUUGGCUACGAACCCCAAGACCGUCAAAGUCCAAGCCGUCGAGAAGCUCAUAGCCGCCAAAACUCGACCGCCGUCCAUGGCACAACUUCGCCAAAUGAUCAGCAGUCCGGCACCUCCUGAGCUUCGAUACUCGAUGCUGCCACCCCCUCCCAUGACCGACCUAGAAUUUUACGCCGCUUUAGUCAAAGACUACCAGCAAACCGCAGCCCGCCUCCCGACACUAUUAUCAAACAAAAUUAGAAAGGGUAUCCCGCCGCCACUCCGUGGCGUUGUGUGGGUGAGCAUGUCAGGCGCAAGAGAUGCGCAGUUGGAAGAGCAAUUCGAUCGUUUCAGUGGCGAAUCUAGUCCCUACGAGCUCCUGAUUGGCAAAGAUCUUGGCCGCAGUUUUCCAGGAGUCGACAUGUUUCGCGACCCAGAGGGCGACGGACAACGCAUGCUCGGCAACGUUCUUAAAGCCUUUAGUCUUUAUGACACCAAGAUUGGAUAUUGCCAGGGCCUAGCAUUCCUCGUUGGUCCGCUGCUCAUGCAUAUGCCGGACAAGCAGGCCUUCUGCGUCCUAGUUCGACUCAUGGAGCGAUACGACCUAAGAGCAUGCUUUCUUCCUGACUUAUCGGGAUUACAUGUGCGCAUCUAUCAGUUCCGAGAACUCCUGCGAAAUAACUUUCCAGCUCUCUCUGCGCAUCUAGAGGAGCUGCAAGUAGAAACAGCGUAUGUGUCUCAAUGGUUCCUCAGCUUCUUCGCAGUCACCAGCCCGCUCCCCAUGCUUUUCCGCAUAUAUGAUGUUAUUUUUGCGGAGGGGGCGUCUGAAACUCUAAUGCGCGUUGCGCUUUCGCUGAUGCGCAAGAAUGAGUCCCGCUUGCUGGCCUGCUCUGAGUUGGAAGAUGUAAUGCAGCUCUUGCUAUCCCGUGGUCUCUGGGACUGCUACCACUACGAUGCAGACGAAUUUGUCCAAGACUUUGCAAGCUUAACCGCAAUUGUCACUCGCGAAAAGCUGGCACAACUUGAACAGGCUUACCGAGAGUCACUAAUCGCUACUGCCAACGCUGCUCGUACCUCUGACAUUACGACAGCUGCUAGCCGUUUCCUGGGACGAAUCUGGGCAAACUCUAACCUCAAGACUGCGACGUUGGCUCCUGGACUUAGUGCGCCGGGUAAACAGUUCAAUAUCUUGAGACGUAGCACGUCGAAGCAGAGUCUUGCAUCCACUCUCAACUCUGUGGAAGCAAGCUCUGCAAGCGUUAGCAGCUCUACCUCUACAGAUGGGACCAGCUUGUCACGAGAUUCUGCCAACCCCGAAGAUGUAUCCUCUAGUCGAGAAUCCACGCCGGUGGGACCGAAAGCUGCGGCCAGCUCAAAGACGACCGAGGACCGAUAUCUACAUAGCCAGAUCGAAGAUCUACUAACAGCUCUUACUGAGCUGCAGCGCAGCAAUGCGCUCGUGACGAACCAGCUGCAGCGCGAACGCGAAGAACGGGACGAAGAUCGUCGAGCUGUUCGCUCUUUACUCGACGGUCUGCGGCGGCGAGCGGGCAAUUCGGAGCCAGAGGAUGCCGAAGCCAUGCCGCGAAGUCUCCGGGACUCUGCGAUUGCCGAAGAUAUUGAAGACGAUGAAAAUGAAGAGCAUGACGCUGCUGAGGAAAGCGAUGACACAGCUACAGCCGACGGCAAGAGUGUCAAGGACGAAGCUUCUGUGAACGAUGUGGAAGAGGAUGAUGCGGCAAUGCCAAUGGCAGACGAGGAGCAAAGACCAUCGGGGCAUGAAGAGACCUUAGCAGCGCUCGAAGAACCUGCCGGGCCGCCUUCGACAGAAGAUCUCUCGGUGCUCCUGGAUCGAGUAGAAACAAGAUUUGCGGCGGAAAGUAACAGCAUGAAGCACCGAUCAUCGAUGCUCUUGACAAAAUCUCAAUUGCGAGAGGAACUGUCUCAAGCGAAGUCGGAGCUAAAUGCUGUGACAGCGCAAUGCCAGGAUCUCAACCGCCGUGUAUAUGAUAUGGACCAAGAGAUGGCUGCGACAAAGGAUCAGCUGAAAGAUCGCCAUAGCCAUGUGCGAACGCUUCAUUUGGAGAAGCAAAAGCUGGAAAAGCAACUACAUAGCCUUCGGACUACACGAGCAUCAGCCAGCCCGUCGUACGAUACAGGAACGAAAGACGCAGAUAUGGACUGGGCGGCGGCUAAGGGAGUGAACGGGGCAGGUCUGCGAGAGUUUAAGCUUGGACGUAGCAGGUCCACGCCAUCGACUCAGGGCAGCCUGCAUAACAAGCGCAUCUCGUCGCUGCCACAGCCAAGCGAAAUAUUGAACGAAUCACCACCGAGCGAGCAUGAGGCCUUGCUACUGGAGCUAGUGCAGGCGAAGACGGCUGAGGCGACAGCGAAGCAGGAGGCGGAAGAGGCGAAACAGAAGUUGGAGGCGCUUCGCAAAGCAACGGGCCUUGCGCCUGGCGACUCCCCGUCGGCAUCAUCGGUAGCGGCGGGAGCCAUGGGCAUGUUCGGGCGGCUGACUGGACAAGCUCCCGCAGCGGCACCAACAACGGAAGCACCUGGAAAACCAACACCUUCAACUUCGGCCAGCUCGGCGGUUGGCGGAGGAUUUUGGGGAUGGAGGAGGUAG